This is a messenger RNA of Lolium rigidum, 1878 nucleotides long. RefSeq names its product type I inositol polyphosphate 5-phosphatase 10-like. Lineage: Eukaryota; Viridiplantae; Streptophyta; Magnoliopsida; Poales; Poaceae. Gene Ontology annotation, molecular function: phosphatidylinositol-3,4,5-trisphosphate 5-phosphatase activity; phosphatidylinositol-4,5-bisphosphate 5-phosphatase activity; inositol-polyphosphate 5-phosphatase activity. The transcript has 11 exons. The record is from RefSeq and is a predicted model, not a curated record. The coding region runs from base 86 to 1747 and encodes 553 amino acids. Gene Ontology annotation, biological process: phosphatidylinositol dephosphorylation.
UCGGCAUUGGAGUCUUGGAGGACUUGCUGACCGGACUUGGAACUGAGAGAGGGAAAGGCUUGUUCUGGGUUCAGCUAUUGAUGUGAUGGCCUUCACCGGUGAGGAAAAAAUGAAGGGUUGUCACCCGAAACUUUUCGGUACAAAGGAUAAGAAAUCUGCAAAGAAGACAGACGGUUCAACCUGCAAUGCAGCAGGUGACGUUGGACUAAGUUCUUGUAAGACAGUAUCCUCUUCCCCACUGAGAACACUUUCAGGAGUUAAGAGCAUACGUCUCAGCCAUUUCCUGGCCCAACCUUCUAUGAAUAAAACAACCGAGACCCUCAGAAUAUUUGUCUCUACCUGGAAUGUUGGUGGUAAAGCACCUACUGCUGAACUGAACAUGGAUGAUUUUGUUCCACCUGAUGACAAUUCAGAUAUUUAUGUGUUGGGUUUUCAGGAAAUUGUUCCGCUCAAUGCUGGUAACGUGCUUGUGGUAGAAGACAACGAACCAGCUGCAAAAUGGCUUGUUCUUAUAAACCAAGCAUUAAACCGGCCUGCUGACAGUGAUACCAAUGUCUUUCAGCAUCAGCCAUCUCCCUCCAACGAAUCAACCUCCUCCCGAGCUUCUUCAAGCCUCGAUGCUUCAUUCUCUGACUUAACAAAAACAGCAAGUGGUUCUACAAUAUUUCAGAAGUCUUUUCUGAAAUCCAUUAGUAAACCCUUCAUGCCACUCCACAGAAAGCAGCUUAAGACCUGCAACUGCCCAAUCGAAAUGAUCAAAUCAUCUUACAAGGAUGCUUGCUUUCGACGCCCGAAAAAACACGUUGACGAGACUGAUUCCUCGGGAGAGGAAGAGAAAGAGAAUACAAGGGAUUCUCGCAGCUCUGUUCUAAGUGAAGUAACUUCUGCUCCCACUGCAAGGGAUCAACUAAAAUAUAAUCUCAUAGUGUGCAAACAAAUGGUUGGUAUUUUUGUCACUGUUUGGGUAAAGAAAGAACUAGUGCAGCACAUCGGCCAUCUAAGAACAUCGUGCAUAGGGCGAGGAAUUCUAGGCUGUCUAGGAAACAAGGGAUGUAUAUCAGUAAGCAUGACAGUGCACCAGACAAGCUUUUGUUUCAUCUGCAGCCAUUUGGCUUCAGGUCAGAAAGAAGGCGAUGAAUUCAAAAGAAACUCUGAUGUUCUAGAGAUACUGCGGCUCACGCUGUUUUCAAGGCUUUGCAGGAGAGCUGGGCGAAGAAUCCCAGAGAGAAUUCUUGAGCAUGACAAGGUGAUAUGGUUUGGGGAUUUGAACUACCGUAUUGCGCUGAGCUACGCAGAUACAAAAAAGUUUUUGACAGAAAAUAAUUGGGAUGCCCUUUUCGAAAAGGACCAGCUUAAAAUUGAACGGGAUGCUGGACGAGUGUUUAAGGGGUGGAAUGAGGGGAAGAUAUAUUUUGCUCCAACAUACAAGUACUCCUGCAACUCGGAUGCUUAUGCUGGUGAGACUGCAACAUCAAUUAAAAAGAGGAGAACACCAGCAUGGUGUGACAGAAUAUUGUGGCGUGGAGAUGGCACUUCACAGUUAUCCUACUACCGCGGGGAGUCCAAAUUUUCAGAUCAUCGUCCUGUCUGUGGAACCUUCAUCGUCGAGGUCGAUGCGUUAGAUAGAAAGGCAAGGAGGCGCUCGUCUAAUGCUGAUAUGAGAAUUGGUGCUGAAGAGCUGUUACCAAAGGACAGGAAUAAGGGUAAAGGCCUAUCACGGAGUCUGAGCUCUAAAACACCACAGUAGUGUGCAUGCCAGUUGUACAAAGAAAAGACGUAUAUUCAUCAUGUUCCAAGAAUCCCUCUUGGGUUCUGUCUGGACGAUGGAUAAAAACCCAGCCUGGUGCUCCUCUUUCAAACGGGGCGACAUGCUCAGCA